Molecule: messenger RNA, 3064 nt
Organism: Thunnus maccoyii (southern bluefin tuna)
Lineage: Eukaryota; Metazoa; Chordata; Actinopteri; Scombriformes; Scombridae
Gene: vaspb
Product: vasodilator stimulated phosphoprotein b
Exons: 14
Coding region: 484-1725 (413 amino acids)
Biological process (GO): axon guidance; positive regulation of actin filament polymerization; actin cytoskeleton organization
Molecular function (GO): profilin binding; SH3 domain binding
Source: RefSeq, a predicted model, not a curated record
GGGAUUGAAGCCUACUUUGAAGCUGGCGGGUUGGGCCACACUCCAAUGAAUUUACCCAGACCUACCGACCGACCGACGGAGAGGGAAAAAAAAGUCUGGCGCAGACACACGAGUCUAAUCUGUUAGAAGCGGAGCUCUCAUAGUGUGAGAGGAAAAAGUUUUGCCUUUGGUCGCAGCGGCGCUUCUUCUCGGUUUCACCUCUUUAGCUCGUGGAAACCAAUGUGGGAUAGUGAUUGGAGUUGACAAGCCCGCUCCACUACUGUAUCUACUCCCCCCUCCUCUCCGCUCCACACAACCAGGAAAUCGUCGAGGUGUGCUUCUUUAUCCCCGCUAGUGGCUACCCCGUUUGCGGGUGUAGAUGCGCUUUUUUCCGCCCGUUUUCCUCGUGUUUUUAUUUCACUAGUUUGACUUUUAACGCUGAGCUUCAGCUCUGAAGUCAGCCAAACUUGCCGACGAGGAGAGGAUCUCCACUCUGGCCGAACAAUGAGUGAGUCGAGUAUUUGCCAGGCUCGGGCCACUGUGAUGAUCUAUGACGAUGGCAAUAAGAAGUGGCUGCCGGCAGGCACUGGACCCCAGACCUUCAGCAGAGUCCAGAUCUAUCACAACCCCUCCAACAAUGCCUUCAGGAUAGUGGGACGCAAGAUGCAGACAGACCAGCAGGUGGUUAUAAACUGUCCAAUCGUGAGAGGUCUGAAGUACAACCAGGCCACACCUAAUUUCCACCAGUGGCGGGACGCUCGACAGGUGUGGGGGCUCAACUUUGGCAGCAAGGAGGAUGCUGCUCUAUUCGCCAAUGGCAUGGCACACGCUCUGGAAGUGCUCAACUCCUUGGCAGACGCAGGCUAUGCAACCCUUCCCCGCCCAGUGUCAAACGGACCAUCUCCAGAAGAGCUUGAACAACAGCGGAGGUUGGAGCAGCAGAGGUUGGAACAGCAGGAUCGGGAGCGCCAGGAGAGAGAAAGACAGGAGCGGGAGCGGCAGGAAAGGGAGAGACUGGAGAGACAAGGCGGUGCAGCCCCUAUUCCUCCAGCUCCACCGUUGGCCACUGGAGGCCCCCCUCCUCCACCGGCCCCUCCUCCACCCCCUGGCCCUCCACCAGCCGCUGGCAUCCCUCCCCCUCCGGGACCCCCUCCCAUAGCACCUCCGCCAGCCCCGCCCCUGCCCUCUGCAGGAGGAGGAGGUGGCCUUGGUGGUGGGGACGGUGGGGGAGCUGGGGGCUUGGCGGCUGCCCUCGCAGGAGCCAAGCUCCGCAAAGUAUCUAAACAGGAGGACGCAGCCCCUGCAACUUCAAUAAGCAGAGCUGACUCCAACCGCAACAGCAAUUCCUCUAUUGGAGGAGGAGGAGGUGGUCUGAUGGGUGAGAUGAGUGCCAUCUUGGCACGAAGGAGAAAAGCGGCAGACACUGGAGAGAAGCCACCCAUGAAGCCACAAGACAAUGAUGAUUCAGAGCCUCAAGGUCAAACCGACACCAUAAGAAGACCUUGGGAGAAAUUGUCUAUGAACAGGAAUAACUCCAUCACCAAGAGCAUGGACUCCACUCCCUCAUUGUCCCAAGGUUCCAGGGCAAAGCCCGCAGCCAACAGUAACGACGCAGGCGGAAUGGAUGACUCGGAUUUAGAAAAAAUGAAACAGGAGAUCCUGGAAGAGGUGCGAAAAGAACUACAAAAAGUAAAGGAGGAAAUAAUCGGAGCCUUUGUUCAGGAGCUGCAAAAGAGAAGCACAUAGUUCUGCUGAGUGUCAGGUGUAACAGAGGGAUGCGAUAGAUGGAGUUUGUCCUCCACUGCACCCUCCCUUGUAGCCCAGGGAUUUCUUAUUUUCUCCUACACAUUUUCUCUUUUCUCUCUCUCUCUCUCUCUCUCUGUCUUACACAAACACAUGUGAGCAUACUUGCUUAUGUGUACAUCGUGCAUAUUCACUUCAUGUAAAUGGUAACCCAUGGAACCUCCUCAAGCCGCCAUCUGACACUUUUGAUGAUCACUCACCAAUAUUGCGGCGGUGGUCCCAUCUAUCCCAUCUCUCCCAUGUUCAUUCAUCCCGUCCCCUCGUGUCCUCUGUGUGUCAUCUGAACCAAUCCAGAGCACACAGCUACAGCCACAGUUGCUCCUCCAAUUUGUCAUCAUUUAUACUCAUCAUAACCCUCUUUUCUGCAGAAAUCCUGCUACUUGUGUCUUCUCAUUCUGCUAUCAGACGCACCAUUUACUGAUAGAGCAGUUCUCAGUAUUCAGGGACAACGUAUUAGUCACAUUUUUACUGUAAUAGCAAGAUGCUGGGAUUUGACGACAGACCUUUUAUCUCUUUCUCAGUUAGUAUACAACUGUUCAACCUCGAACACUGCUACAGUUAGUUAAGUUUAGACAUCUGCAAGUAGGUUAUGACCUCUAACGGUCAUUGGAGGUGCAAAAACGACAGCCGAGGAUGGGGAAAUACCCCAUCCAACUCCCUGACUACUGCAAGAAGAGACAAGCAAAGGAAAUCUGAUGGACAACCUGAGUGCUGUGAAAGAGGAGUGUGUUGUAGUUUUAUGAUGUGUGAGAAAUGUAUUCUCUUUGCAUUGCACUUGUUCCGGAGGAAGUGUGACUGUGUGCCACACUGCCUUGACAGACUAUUCCCUCUCACUCAAAAUGAGAUAUUAUUUGUUAGCCAGUGCAGUGGUCCGAUACUGUGCUUCCGCUGGUUUAAUUUCUUCCAUUCUAGCUAUGUUUUCUACUUUCGAAACAUGAAAAAUGGCCAUGAUGAGGUCAAUUAAUUUGGCCAUGACCAACUGCCUUGAGAAUAAAUAUAUAAAUAUAUAUAUAUAAGGAAAAAUAUAUAUUUGUUUUGAGGGAAAAUGUUAGCAAAAAUGAAAUGGUGUUUCUAUUUUAAUUGAAAUGACUGGUGAAUGGGUUUUUUUUUUUUUUUUUUUCUUUUUUUGAUGAUUGUUUUCUUAUGAGAUGUUAUUUUGGGUUUACUGUUUAUUUUUUCUAAUAGAGUCUAGGCUUUUUACACUGAAAUAUAAAGAAAACAGCUUAGAGACACUGGAUUAGAAAUGCCUUUAUAGUCGAAUACAGCUGCUUCUUGAAAUGCA